This is a messenger RNA of Thamnophis sirtalis, 1665 nucleotides long. The record is from RefSeq and is a predicted model, not a curated record. Lineage: Eukaryota; Metazoa; Chordata; Lepidosauria; Squamata; Natricidae.
CGCCGCCCCUGAGGCGCCAUGGCUCCUCUCUGAGGUAAAAAAAAAAAAGGCGGCCAUGGCGCCGAUGGGGAUCCGGCUUUCCCCGCUGGGGGUGGCCGUCUUUUGCCUGCUGGGCCUGGCCGUGCUCUACCACCUCUACUCGGGCUUCCUAGCCGGCCGCUUCGCCUCGUUUAUCUUCGGCGGGCCUCCCGCUCCGGCCGGCGUCGGCGCUUUGGUGGACUUGCGGGAGUUGUUGGCGGCAUCGGUGGCGGCGGCGGUCCGCGGUGGGGUCGAAGUGCGGCGGGUCCGCGAGGGGAACGCGCUCCACGCCCGGUCUAAAGGCAAGACCCGCGAGGGGGCCGAGGAGAAGAUGACCAGCGGCGAUCUCCUCUCCAACCGAAAGAUGUAUUUCCUCCUCAAGGCCGCCUUCCCCGACGUGCAGAUAAACAGCGAAGAACACGUGGACGAAAAUGACCCGGAGGUCGUCUCCUGGGACCACACCAUUCCCGACGAUAUCACGAGGCAAGUCCAGCCGAAGUUGGUUCCAGCCGAGAGUGUCACCAUAUGGAUUGAUCCCUUGGAUGCAACUCAGGAAUACACAGAGAAUCUUUCCCAGUAUGUCACCACGAUGGUGUGCGCGGCGGUGGACGGGAAGCCAGUCAUCGGUGUCAUUCAUAAGCCAUUUUCUGAAUAUACCGCUUGGGCGAUGGUGAAUGGCGGGUCCAACGUUCAGCCGCGCUCUUCCUACAAUGAGCGGACGCCGACCAUCAUUGUGUCGCGAUCUCAUGAAGGGCAAGUUAAGCAGGUGGCAUGGCAGAGCUUCGGCAACCAAACCGCCAUCAUUAAGGCCGGUGGAGCUGGUUUUAUUUUUAUAUCUCUCUUCGAUGUGUCCGAAGCGCACCAGGAGAAAGCCGACGUCUACAUCCACGUCACCUACAUUAAAAAAUGGGACAUUUGUGCCGGCAACGCCGUGCUGAGGGCCCUCGGUGGCCGCAUGACCACCUUGGCUGGGGAGGAGAUUACCUACACGGGCUCGGACGGUAACGAAGGGGGACUCAUUGCCAGCGUCCGGAUGAACCACCAAGCCCUGGUUGAAAAACUCCCUGUCCUUGUCAAAACAUCACGGAAUUGAAAGGUGGGGAUAAAACCCUGUGCGAGCUAGUUAAAAUGAAUCCGGUGAAAGAGGAGGAUGGAAAGUGAGGGGGCUUCUUCAGGACCGGAAUCUUGCCAUGGCGUUUGGAGAAGAUGAUCGAAGCGCAGGAGGGAUGGGCUUCGGAGUCCAUCCCUUUUCAUUUUUAAAUUUUGAGACAAUUCUCUUGGCCGAACGCUACCGAGAAAUCAAGAGAUGGCUUCUUUGUCUGAAAUGAAAUCUCUGGAUUUCUUUGUAACGUCUGGAAGCACUUGGAUAUUAUUUCUUCUUUUUUUUCGGGAUAUGAUAUGAUUUCCUCCUGACGGAGGGUCCUAACUGAAGUAAUGACAAGAAGGAACCCGGCUUUUAAGUGUACUUGAAAAUGCAAACCAGCGUCAUGUGGCGGAGGGCUACUCCCCCCCAGCCUCUCUCCCUCUCUCUGGGUUUUAAUUAUUUUUACUAUGAGAACAUUGUUUUGUUCGCCCAUGUGUCAUUGAGAAGAACGGUGUGCCCUGUGCGGUUCCCGACUACUGAAUAUUAUUGCCGUGAUAAAUCCA